GCCCAUGAGCCCUCAGUGCGGGGUAUCUUCCAGCGAGUAGCCCCGCCUUGGAUGGCUGGUUAGAGCAAGUAACCACAUUCAGCAGAUGGCCCUGCACUGUAUCGCACGGAAUCGUUGGUGGCUUGCUUAUAUACGGUAGUUUGCGACUGGGGUACUAUUGCAAUAUAAAUCACAUUCAUCCCAUCCAAAGUCCAGUACACAUCCCUCAAACUUCCACUCCUCACCAUGUCUCAAUCCGAAGCACCUAAAGAUCUGCCUGAGAUGGAGUACCGCUUCGUGGGCAAGAGCGGACUGCAAAUCUCUGCCAUUUCCCUCGGUGGUUGGCUCACAUACGGAGGUCAUGUCGGCGAUGAUAACACUUUCGCCUGUCUCAAGGCAGCAUUUGAUGCUGGUAUCAAUUUCUUCGAUUGCGCUGAAGGAUACGCAAAGGGCGAGUCUGAGAAGGUCAUGGGCCGGGCAAUCAAGCACUUUAACUGGAACAGGAACGACAUUGUCGUCUCUACCAAGAUCUACUGGGGUACUCACAACUCUGCUCUCCCCUCGCCACGCAACAAAAUCAACAACCUUGGGCUAUCGCGAAAGCAUCUCAUCGAAGCAACCGAAGCCUCGCUUGAACGACUCCAACUAAGCUACGUCGACAUCCUCUACGCACAUCGCCCAGAUCGCUACACGCCAAUCGAAGAAACAGUACGCGCCUUCAACUACCUCAUCAACACGGGCAAAACCUUCUACUGGGGCACGUCCGAAUGGCUCGCCUCCGAGAUCGAAGAGGCAUGGGCUGUAGCCGACCGUCUCGGACUCAUCGGCCCCGUUGUCGAACAGCCCGGCUACUCACUGCUCCGCCCUCAGAAGGUAGACCAAGAAUACAAAGACGCAGGCCUCUAUACCCGCCGCGGUCUCGGUCUCACCAUCUUCUCCCCCCUCCAAGGCGGCCUCCUCACAGGAAAAUACGUCGACGGCGUCCCAGAAGAUUCGCGUCUCCGCGUUUCAGACGACCCAUACAUUCAGUCCGUCAUGAAAGGCGUUGGUAGCGAUGCGUGGAACGAGCAACAAGGCAAGAUCAAGAAGCUCAUGGACAUUGCGAAGAAACUUGAUACUGAUGUCGCGACGCUGUCUAUGGCGUGGGUGCUGUCUAACAAGAAUGUCUCCAGCGCUAUUACUGGUGCGUCGCGGCCGGACCAGAUAUAUCAGACUGUCAAGGCGGUUGAUGUUUAUCGCAAGUUGACCAAAGAAAAUCUGGAGGAGAUUGAAGAGGUUAUGGGGAGUAAGCCUGAGGCUCUUACUAUGAGGUUUGGGUAGACUUCACAUGUACGAAGAGACUAUAUGAAAUCGUUGGCGGAUGCAUGUAAACCAAAUCGCUCUGAGAAAUCCAACUUACUGCAUGUGCCAUUCACAUCUGCAUAUAUGGAUGUCUUGUCAACACAACCGAAAGCAGACUAGAUUGAACCAGCUGUGCUACCGCUCAAGAAGAAUCGC
Alternaria rosae is the source of this 1476-nucleotide messenger RNA. RefSeq names its product NADP-dependent oxidoreductase domain-containing protein. NCBI's taxonomy places the organism in Eukaryota, Fungi, Ascomycota, Dothideomycetes, Pleosporales, Pleosporaceae. Bases 226 to 1299 code for a protein of 357 amino acids. The record is from RefSeq and is a predicted model, not a curated record. The transcript has 3 exons.